GGAGAUAAUUUGUAGUGAUCAUGCUAGUGCCUUGGAAAAUAUUCGGAAACAAAACAACGAUAACGGAGCCGUAUUAUUUCAUGAAUUACGGCUAUACCAGUAAAUAUGGAAGAAUGUGUUCUGUGUCAUCAUUCUCUCCAGGACGGACGGGAUAUAGCUGUGACCUUACGACAAAAAGGUAGUAUAGGUAUAAACGAAGCCAGCAAGGUACGUGGCGACUCCAUACUUACUGUCCCAGGUCAACAAGUACACCAAGAUUGUCGCAAGUCAUAUGUUAAUCCAAAGUCUAUGCACCUAAACCAAAAGAAAUCUCAGGAUAAAGAUACGGAUUCCUUAUUAGCAUCAAAAAGCAGUCUUCGUUCGAGUUCCCUUUUUGAUUUUCAACAACACUGUCUUUUCUGUGGUCAAUCUGCAAGAUUGUCUGGAAACAAAAGAGGCCCUGACGUAUUUCCAGUUCGAACUUCAGAUUUUGAUUGCACAAUUUUGGAUAUUUGCACAGACCGCAAUGAUGAUUGGGCUGCUGAGGUGAAGGGAAGGAUAGAAUAUGCAGCUGAUCUUUACGCUGCUGAUGCAUUGUAUCAUCAAAGUUGUAGUGUUAACUUCCGAACCUUCAGACAGGUACCCCAAGAAUUUUCCCCACAAACAAAGAAACAGAGGACACCAGUUGGAAGACCAUCAGCAAAAAGAGAAAGUUUUAUAUAUGCAACAGAGUAUUUGGUUCAGCAUGACAAUGAACAAAUUACCAUCAUCGAUCUGGUAAAGAAAAUGGCAGAACAUUGUGGGGAAGAAAAUGCAUAUAGUGUGUCACAUAUGAAGGUUAAAUUAUUAGAACAUUUUGGACCUCGGAUUGUGAUAUCUGAAAUUAAUGGUAAAUCAAAUGUUGUGACUCUCCAAUACACUGCUAGGUCUAUUCUCCAGGAUUAUUAUGAGAAUCAGACAAAGAGUAACACUGAAUCGGAGACAAAAUUCAUCAUCAUGACAGCAGCCAAACUUCUUAAAAAAGAUAUACGUGCAAUGCAAGCAUCUAAGGAUUACUAUACGGCGACUGAGGAUUUGUCUUCUUUGGACAAAAAUAUCGACUUUGUUCCAGAAUCUCUUCAGCUUCUGCUUAGGACAUUGUUUUCAAAAGACUCUGAACUACGUGUAGCUUCCAUUGGACAAGCACUUAUACAAAGUAGUGCCCCAAAGCAGUGCAUUUCGCCUCUACAAAUCGGACUUGGUGUGCAAUUACACCAUCACUUUGCAUCACGACUGCUGAUAGAUACAUUAUCAAAACUGGGAUUUUGUUCUUCCUAUACAGAAGUUCAGAAAUUUGAAUCAUCAGCUGCGUUUGAGAAAGGCAAAGACCGUCCUAUGACUGGCUUUGAUCUUGAAGGAUGUCUGCAAUAUGUAGCAGACAACGUUGACCAUAAUACAAGAACGCUUGAUGGCAAAAAUACAUUUCAUGGUAUGGGCAUUAUAGCUGGAGUUACCCCUGGAAUAACUGGUUCCAUCAAAGUUCCAAGACGGGAAGUAUCAGCUGAGGAAUUGCGUGUCAUGGGCAAAAUCAACGUUAAACAUUAUGUUAAAAAACUAUCUGAACAUGGGUUUGCUGCAUUGAAAUAUCAAGAACUUCGCAAGAUGACUGUUGUAAAUAAAGCAGAAAUGAUGGACAUCUUACAUAGUGUGGCUUGGCCUUUAAGAACACCUGCUCCAAUCUGGUCUGGAUUCAUGCAAAUGGUGAGCAAGGGCAAUCAUCCAGGACAAUCGUCAAUUGUGUUCCUUCCUAUGAUAGAUAUGGAUCCUACAAACAUGUCAUGCAUCUACUCAACCAUACACUUUGUCACUUCAGAGGCUAUACGUUAUGGGACAACUCCAGUCUUGACCUUCGACCAGCCCCUUUUUUGGAAAGCAAUGGAGAUUGUUUGUAACGAACUUCCUGGAAGUGAUAUAGCUGAUGUAGUUCUACGUCUGGGAGGUUUUCACACAGAGAUGAGCUUUCUGGGAAGCAUAGGUCGUAUCAUGAGUGGGACAGGACUACAGGAUGCGUUAGAAACUAUAUUUGCUCCGAAUGCCGUCAGUCAUAUGCUCAGCGGGAAAGCAGUAGCCAGGGCUGUGAGGGGAUUUAUGCUGGUGGAUUUGGCUUUACAGUCUCUACUUGUAGAACAGAUGUUUCAGGCACAGUGUGAAUUCAACGAAGAGUGUACAGAAUAUCCAGAACUCCUCCAAAGUGUUCUUGCCCUUUAUGAUAACUUGAUGAGUGAGCACUACAACAGCAGUGAAUCAAUUGAAUCAAAUGAAUCUCUGACUGAAAUUUCUACCAUGAUGUCAGAUUUGAAAGAGCAGCUUCAGAGGUCAAGGACAUCUUCUCUGUGGAUCACUUUCUGUGAAAUGAUGGCGAUUCUUCGACGAUUUCUAAAGGCUGAACGGACCGGAAAUUGGGACUUACAUUUACAGACAACUCGGGAAAUGUUACUAUACUUUGCAGCAUCUGGACACAACCUGUAUACAAAAUCUGCGUAUAUUUACCUCUCCAACAUGCAAAAUCUUGAAUCGGAACACCCAGAUGUUUAUCAACACUUUCAGGAUGGUCAUCACGUUCUACGACGUAGCAACCGUUAUUGGGCUGGUCUCUCUACUGAUCUUGCGAUUGAACAAGUACUGAUGAAAAACAUAAAAUCUUGUGGGGGUUUGACUAGAGGACGGGGAAUGGAUGAAGCCCAGAGAGCCCAGUGGGUGUUAUCUAUGCCGGCGUGUGCAGAGUACAAUUCAGCAAUGCAAAACAUCACUGGAGUGAUCACUCGGUCAGAUGAUCAGCACAAGGAAAUGUCAAAAGGCCGGAUGGCGAGAGAUUUCAAGGACACCCAGACUAUCAUUGACUUCCUCAAAGAAAGAAAUCCAUUUGCAGAAGAUCUUUCUUUACGAAAUAUCGUCACUGGAGAGGUUGCAGAUGAUACAGCAAAUGCAGACAAAGCGUUAGAAAUUGGGCAGAAGAUCCUGAAGAAGAUGGUGGACCAACCUGUUACUGAAUUUUCCUUCAAAAGAUCAGAACAAGUAAUCACAGUUGGAACAAAACCCAAUUCGAAAUCUGGAUUUGAUCAUGAUCAUAUUGAUGUGGAUCCCCAAUUGAUGUUCCAGCGUCUUAUAACAGCUGCAAAUGGUCUGUUUGAGAACACGUCAGAUGUUUUCAAGCAUGAAUUAUCCAGUUUCCCAUCAUCGUUAUUUGACAACAACGGAUUGCCACAAGAGAGUUGCAAGUCACCACCCUUGAUGAAAACGUGCAGCAUGUGA
This is a messenger RNA of Mizuhopecten yessoensis (Yesso scallop), 3270 nucleotides long. RefSeq lists its product as uncharacterized. The coding region runs from base 106 to 3270 and encodes 1054 amino acids. The record is from RefSeq and is a predicted model, not a curated record. Lineage: Eukaryota; Metazoa; Mollusca; Bivalvia; Pectinida; Pectinidae. The transcript is spliced from 2 exons.